This is a messenger RNA of Chiroxiphia lanceolata (lance-tailed manakin), 1741 nucleotides long. RefSeq lists its product as uncharacterized. The transcript has 7 exons. Gene Ontology annotation, cellular component: cytoplasm. The coding region runs from base 1 to 747 and encodes 248 amino acids. Lineage: Eukaryota; Metazoa; Chordata; Aves; Passeriformes; Pipridae. The record is from RefSeq and is a predicted model, not a curated record.
AUGGCAAACUCUGACCUCCACAAUGCUGAAACCAGUGCUGUCCUGCUGGAUCUGCUCAUGGAAAAUGGUGUCUCCAAUCCCAAGAAAGUGCCAGCCUUCGUCAGGUACAUCCACCGGUGGCUCAUGUCCAGUGUGUCUCCUGAGCACAGACUAGACAAGACUCUUCUGGAUCUGGCCGAGGCACACCCUGUGGAUGUGGUGGUGACUCUGCUGUGCUCUGCCCCAUCAUGUGACAGGUUUGCAGUGCUGACCAUCAAAGCCCUGCUGCGCCAUCUGCGGUGUGAGGGUGUGGUGAUGGCACUGGAACGCAAGUGUGGCUGGGACACGCUGCUCGACACUGACUCCCACCACUAUGCAGUGGGUCUGCUGGCCAGGGAGAUGGUCUGUAUCUGCGCACCCUGGUGUUGCAGUGUUGUGUGCUGCCUCCUGGAGCUGCUCAGCAAGGAGAUGUGUCCCUGGGAGCUCCCUGCCAUGGCGUUCCUUGUGGAGGUCCUGGUGUACCUGGAUGUGACUGAAUGUGGUGAAAGCAUCCUGCAGAUCCUUUCAGGGCACCUGUGGAGUGAGUGCCCAGAGAUGCGUCGCCAAGUGCUCAGAGGCCUCAUGGUGCUCAGCCAGGAUCCCGUGAUGGCCAAAAGAAUGGGCAGCCUGACUGAACGCCUUGAGGAGCUCCUGUGGGAUUCAGACAGAGAGCUGGUCAGGAUGACUGCCACUGUCCUCGAAUUUCUGUCCUCGGAGAAAGACAUCUGACACCAGCCCUGCAGCUGGCUGAGGCGCUCCAGCCACUCUUUGAAAACCCCUCGGAGGUAUGAAGAAUGACAUCAGCCCCGCUAUCUCAAGCCUGGCAUUUCAGACCUGCUCUGCAGAGCAGUUUCUGUGCUGCCAGAGCUCUGUGGAGAGUUGAUGUGGGAAGCUAUGUGUGCUGGGACCACGUGAGCCUGCGAGGAAGACCCCUUCUCUGCAAGCACUUUCCUUUACCCCAGCAUGGGAAUAUAAAAUUCCUGUUGUCACAGACAGAGGCUCAGGAGGGUUUUUUGGUGCCCAGUUUCCACAGGGCAUUGGGGAAGAGGGAAAAAGGGUCCUUGUGCUCAGCAACACUUACCCAGGUGUGCAGCGAGAAGAGAAAGUGCCCUAAGUCCCCUUGGCCUUUGGUGGUUCUGCUGAAGCCUCAAAGUUUCCAUGGAGCAGUUUGCUGGACAUGUUUUCCUAUGUGAGAAGUAGAUGGACCUUUUGGACUCUGUAAGACUGAAAGUGCAUCAUGCUACAUACAGCAGAGGUUGAAAGUGCCGUGUACCAUGGUGGUGUGUGCAGUUUUCAGGCUGCAAGGAAAAGUAACUCCCGCUUGAUUGUGGUGCAAAUACAAGUUUGCAAAUGGAAGGGAAGGUCGGUGAAAUUCUUCUGUUCUGGCACAUUUUCUUUGGCAGCAGGGGAGGACGUUUUCAACUUAGGAUCUUCACAUUUGGAUAAGCCCGGUACAUUUACGUCUUUUUCAAGGACACGCCGACGUUCCCACUGUCUGUGUUCAACAGCUCCACGAGGUGGCGGUGUGUACAUAACAAACAACCCAAAAUGCAGCUCCGAAGGUGAAAACGUCCUGUCACGAUUCUCAAACGAAACGUGUCAGGACAGAAAGGUACCAGGAUAAAAAGCUCUGGAGCUUGGCUUUUCCAUUCCCACUGGAGCAACAGCAGUUCAAACAAUAGCACUGUAUACUAGGAAAAGCAAAUAAAUUCCCCAAGACCAA